Messenger RNA from Saxophila tyrrhenica, 999 nucleotides. RefSeq lists its product as uncharacterized. Gene Ontology annotation, molecular function: oxidoreductase activity, acting on the CH-OH group of donors, NAD or NADP as acceptor. Lineage: Eukaryota; Fungi; Ascomycota; Dothideomycetes; Mycosphaerellales; Extremaceae. The transcript has 4 exons. The record is from RefSeq and is a predicted model, not a curated record. The coding region runs from base 1 to 999 and encodes 332 amino acids.
AUGUCGACCAUCGAGAAGGGCGACCUCGUCCUCAUCACCGGCUGCUCAGGCUACAUUGCCAGCCAAACCGCCAACCAAUUCCUCGAAGCCGGCUACCGCGUCCGUGGCACCGUGCGCUCCAAGGAGAAGGUCGAGUGGUUGUACGCGCUCUUCGACGCCAAGUACGGCAAAGGCAAAUUCGAGCAUGUCGUAGUGCCGGACAUGAUGGCGGAGGGGGCGUUCGACGAGGCGGUCGAAGGGGUGGCGGGGGUGUGUCAUACGGCGAGCGUGAUGAAGUUUAGUGGUGUUUAUGAUGAAGUUGUGCCUGCGGUGGUCAAAGGCGCGCUGAACGCUCUGACAGCCGCUACCAAAGAACCGAAAAUGAAGUCUUUCGUCUACACGUCAAGCAGCACCGCAGCCCUGAUGCCGCAACCUGACAAAGAGAUCCACGUCACCAAAGACACCUGGAACGACCAAGUAGUCCACGACGCCCAAACCGCCCCCAACCCCUGGAACGUCUACGGCGCCUCCAAAACUGAAGCCGAGCGCGCCAUCUGGAAAGCCGUCAAAGAGACCUCGCCACCAUUCCAAGUCGCCGCCGUGUUGCCAAACGCAAACCUCGGUCCCAUCCUCCAACCGGGCGCCGAAAACUCCUCCUCCACCGCCUCCUGGCCCCUGCAGCUGUGGAACGGUGAUACCUCCGUCACGACCUCCGUGCCUCCCCAAUACUUCGUCGACGUGCGGGACACCGCUCGCUUACACGUCAUAGCCAUGAUAGACCCCGCUUGCAACGGAGAACGGAUCUUCGCGUUUGCGGCACCUUUCACCUGGAACGACAUCCUAGCGGUGCUGCGGAAGCAGAAUCCCGGCAGGGAGUUUCCGGCGGAUAUGGAGGGUGGGGGGCGGGAUAUGAGUGUCGUGCCGAAUGGGGAGGCGGAGGCGCUGUUAAGGAAGCAUUACGGGAAGGGGUGGACGGGGCUGGAGGAGGUGGUGGAGGCUAAUACUGCUACAGUGCGGUGA